AUGAUUAUGAAGGAUGCUAACCUGGAGCCACGUGCUAUCGGCGCUGAGAAUCAACAAGCCGCAAGAAGUCUAAAAGUUGAUGAUAUGGAAGGAAUAGAGGAGCAGGAGCCCAGUAAUCAAAGUAGAAGUACAUCGAAAGUUGCUACACGACUGGUUCGACUUAGAUUUGCUGGAUCACACGAUAUAGAUCCCCUGCCUGGUGCUGCAAUCUCACCUCCAAAUCGCUUUACAUCAUUUCGGCAUCUGGCCUCGCUGUUGAUCAUAUCCGGAGCACUCCUGCGCAAGAGAGAGCCGUCCUCGAGCUCGACUGAAAACGGAAAGGGUGCUGGCGCGUCUCGAGAUGAUGACGCCUCAAAAACCGCUUCAUCUUCUGCGUUCGAUCAUGUAAAACUUCCAUCCGCUUUAUUUCCAGCGAUGGCAGAAGUCGGUGGCGGUGGGUCUUCAAGUUCUUCAUCUUCAUCCAAGGAACAUGAGCACAAGCCAACUGCUGUCUCCAGAAUGAACGCAGAACUUCCAUCAUCAGGUCCUCCACCUUUGUCUUCUGACGUUUUGUCGAGUCUAACCCGAGAAGAACGCAAUCGCAUCGCAGCAAUGGCAGCAUACGCCAGAUGCGUCAUGUCUAAUACUGAAGAUGGAAUGAUCGCGUUGACUGGCCGCGUUGCAGAACUCAAGCGAGAAGGGGCAAAAUCCUUUUUGCUUUCCCUCGUGAACCCGGACAGCCCGUUCUUGGCCUGCAGCAAAUUUAUCCCAGACACGUCGCUAUAUAAAAUAUUGGACCACAAAGACCUGGCAUAUCACUACAGAAAAUUGCAGCAGGAAGAACUAAAUUCAAAUUUUGCGGAAAGGGCAAAAGUCAUGGUUACGUCACAACACGAAAACAAUUAUGGACUUCGUUCUAUUCUCAUAUGUUGCGUAACUAGGUUGAGGAUGCUGGUAAUACUGCUCCUGGUGUUCUCUUGGGACAGAGAUACUUGA
Molecule: messenger RNA, 975 nt
Organism: Amoebophrya sp. A25
Lineage: Eukaryota; Dinophyceae; Syndiniales; Amoebophryaceae
Source: the annotation of a GenBank genome assembly